CCGCAUUUGCUUUCCAAACGUCGCCCAGUGAGGUCGUGAACUAUUCGCGUCACAGUUCUAGUUAAGUUGAUAUUUAUCUAGUGAAUUAUUUAGUUGUUUUUACCAGUGAUCAUUUUUGAAGGAUAAGCAAUGGCUCGUGUAUGCGUGAUUGGAGCGGGUGCAGCUGGUCUGUGCGCAGCUCGCCAUCUCCUCGAAGAGCCCUGUGUCAGCCAUGUGGACAUCCUGGAGCAAGCGCCACAACUAGGCGGCACCUGGGUGUACACUGAGAAUGUGGGAUAUGACGACUUCGGACUACCUAUUCACACCAGCAUGUACAAGAGUUUGAGGACAAACCUGCCUAAAGAAAUCAUGGGGUUCCCUGACUUCCCGGUGCCCGAGAGCGAGCAAUCUUACCUGCCCGCUAAAGACAUGCUGGCAUUUCUCAAGCUUUAUGCAGACAAACACGGCGUCACGGACAAAAUCAAAUUCAGCCACCACGUUCAACUAGUCAUACCAAAACAGGGUCCUUCAGGCGAGCUAUGGGAUGUCUCCUACAAGAACCUGCUCAACGGACACUCGGAGACCAGGGAGUAUGACUACGUGUUCGUCUGUAACGGACAUUAUAAUACUCCGUUCAUACCACACAUACCAGGGCUUAAGGAAUUCCAAGGUGACGUGAUGCACAGCCACGACUACCGAGUACCAGACAUCUUCAAGGACAAGCGAGUUCUGGUCAUUGGCGCCGGCCCCUCGGGCAUGGACAUCGCUUUGGAGCUCACCAGCGUCUCCAAGAAGGUCAUCCUCAGCCAUCAUCUGAAAGACCAGCCCCGGACUGUGUUCCCGGAGAACUUGGAACAGAAACCAGACGUGGAGAGGCUUGACGGACAUAAAGCUUGCUUCCUUGAUGGAACCGAAGAUGAAGUUGAUGUGGUUUUCUUAUGUACCGGUUAUCUCUACAAUUUCCCGUUCCUGCACGAGUCAUGUGGCAUCGUGGUGGAGGACAACUGCGUGGAACCUCUCUACAAGCACGUGGUUAACAUGAAUCAUCCCUCCAUGUGCUUCAUCGGAGUACCCUACUACGUCUGCGCGUUCUCCAUGUUUGAUUUACAGGUGCGGUAUUAUGUCCGAUCAAUGAACGGGACCUUCAGCCUGCCUACCACGGAAGAGAUGGCCAAACACUGGGAGGAGGAGAAACGAGAUCGAGCUGCCAGGGGCUACACCAAGCGACAGGCGCAUAUGAUGGGCCCUGACCAGGCUGACUACUACGUCUCCCUGGCUUCGGAGUCAGGCACCGAUCCCCUGCCGCCAGUCUUCACCAAGGUACAUAACGACAGCAGCCAGAAGUUCCUGGAUAACCUUACAUGUUAUAGAAACGAUGUCUAUCGGAUCUUGGAUGAUGAGCAUUUCAUUUGCUAUUGAGUCCUGUGUUUUAUAUUUCAGUUGAGACUUGUUUUAAGUUCUUUUAUAGAUAAUAUGUUAGGAGUAGGACUUUUUUUACCUUCUUGCUUACCUACCUACUACAUUUCUGAAAAUGUAUUUCAUUAAGUACUUUUCAUAACGGUUAUUAAGUAGAAUAGUGUUUUGCUAUACCUAGAUAAAACAUAGGUAACGUAUGAGUUAAGUAGAUAUAUAUUUCAUUAGGUUCAGAAAUUAUGUAAUCUACUAUUUAAUUACUGUAUUAUCACACUAACAUAAUCGCAUUUAUCCUUCUGACAAUAAAAAUUGCCUGAAA
This is a messenger RNA of Helicoverpa zea (corn earworm), 1711 nucleotides long. It is a transcript of the gene Fmo-1, whose product is annotated as senecionine N-oxygenase. Bases 130 to 1398 code for a protein of 422 amino acids. The record is from RefSeq and is a predicted model, not a curated record. The transcript has 8 exons. Gene Ontology annotation, molecular function: N,N-dimethylaniline monooxygenase activity; NADP binding; flavin adenine dinucleotide binding. Lineage: Eukaryota; Metazoa; Arthropoda; Insecta; Lepidoptera; Noctuidae.